CUAACCUUUAACUUUGUUUAUGUAUGCUUUUACUCUAAUUUAAGGUUAUUAAAAUAAGCAUAUUUUAGUUUAUAUUCUUUCAUUACAUGUGCAAAGUUUUCAAGUUUUAUAUGACGUUUAUUUUUAUUUAAAUCUGUUAACGCUUUUUACACUAAACAUGUCAGAAGGCGAUGUACUUGAUAUAAAGUUUCGAUUUUUGGAACUAUUUGCAAACUUAGAUGAAACACAGUUAGAUGUAGUCGAAAACUGGAUUUUGUCUCGUGCUUAUAGAAAAGAUUUACAAUUUAAAAAAGAUCUUGAUAGUAAAGAGGACAAGUUAAUUAAAAUUGGUAUGAAGUUAAAGAAGCUUGUGCCUUUUGAAGGAGAAAUGCCAUCAGAGAACAUAGUGCCUCCCGUUGUUGGAGACCAGGCUGACUGCACUGAAGCUAACACAUGCCAUAUAGAUGAGUUUAUAUAUGAUGAAAAAGAAGUUGAAGACCUGGUAAAAAGUGGAAAGCUAAAAAAACACUAUUGUACUGAUUGUAACUCCAGAAACAUCAAGGAAUUGAUCUAUACUUCACAUUCAAUGUCCAGACCAACUCUGCAAUAUAUCUUUAAUGUUUUAUUACCUGCAGACUUAGAAGGUAAACGAUUAUUAGAUGUAGGGUCAAGACUUGGAGCAGUUUUAUAUGGAGCCUAUCACUUCUCAAAUGCAAGUUCAAUAAUUGGAAUAGAAAUGAACAAGGAAUGCUGUGAUAUUCAAGAGAAAAUUAUAAGUCAAUUUUCAAUGGAUAGAAAUAGAAUAAAAGUUAUUCAUUCUGAUGUUAUGGAGACACAUGAUAUUGUUGAAUUAUCUGAUGUAAUUGUAAUCAAUGUUCUUGAUUUUUUUGUUGAUAUUGAAAAACACAAAGAAAUGUGGUACUUUUUUAAGAAACAUAUUAAGAAAGGCACUUUUAUUGUAACUAACAGAAGUAUGGCCGAUACUUUAGGUUACUUAGAUAUUUUUGAAGAAUUUAUGGAAUGGUUAACAAUUUGCAAACCAUAUCAAAUUGAAAAUGAAGUUUUUUUUGAUACAGAGAUAAAUAGUGAAAUAUUUCUCUAUACUGUGAAAUAA
Messenger RNA from Papilio polytes (common Mormon), 1093 nucleotides. RefSeq lists its product as uncharacterized. Lineage: Eukaryota; Metazoa; Arthropoda; Insecta; Lepidoptera; Papilionidae. Gene Ontology annotation, molecular function: methyltransferase activity. The transcript is spliced from 4 exons. The record is from RefSeq and is a predicted model, not a curated record. Bases 158 to 1093 code for a protein of 311 amino acids.